AUGGAGAAGCUGUCACUGUGUUUCCUGGUCAUCAUUAGCCUCCCUAGUGCUUUUUCCCAGACAGAUAUGCACACAAAGGUCUUUGUGUUCCCCAAAGAGUCGGAUAAUUCCGUUGUGACGCUGACUGCACAGCUAACGAAGCCACUUAAGGCCUUGACCGCGUGCCUGCAUGUCUAUACCGAUCUGACCCACAACGAUAGCCUCUUCUCUUAUGCCACAAAGCAACAAUAUAAUGAGAUCCUCCUCUUCAAGGGAAAGACUGCUGCAUACAGUGUAUCCGUGGGUGGAGCUGAUGUCUUUUUCAAGCCUCCUGAGAGUUAUCCUGCACCAAUGCACUUCUGUGUGACCUGGGAGUCUACCUCAGGGAUUACAGAGCUCUGGGUGGAUGGGAAGCCCAUGGUGAGGAGGAGUAUGAAGAGGGGAUACUCUUUGGAGACAGAGGCAAGCUUCGUCCUGGGGCAGGAGCAGGACGCAUUUGCUGGGGGCUUUGAUAAAAAGCAGUCUUUGGUGGGAGACACUGGAGAUGUGAACAUGUGGGACUAUGUGUUAUCACCAGAAGAGAUUAGCACUGUCUAUGCUGGUGGGACCUUCAGUCCUAAUGUCCUGGACUGGCGGGUGCUGAAGGAUAAAACACAUGGUGAGGUGUUCGUCAAACGACAGCUAUGGCCCUGA
Messenger RNA from Lagenorhynchus albirostris (white-beaked dolphin), 672 nucleotides. It is a transcript of the gene CRP, whose product is annotated as C-reactive protein. Lineage: Eukaryota; Metazoa; Chordata; Mammalia; Artiodactyla; Delphinidae. The record is from RefSeq and is a predicted model, not a curated record. Gene Ontology annotation, biological process: innate immune response. Gene Ontology annotation, molecular function: low-density lipoprotein particle binding; complement component C1q complex binding.